CGCAUGGUUUUGACAGCAUGUUCCAUGAUCAAACAGGAAAUUUAUGGAAUCCACGCCCGCCAGGUUGCAAAGAUUCAUUAGACUAAUAAAUCUUAUCUUGCCGCCCCGGCAACACCUCUUUUGCCUUAUCCACAAACCACUCCUCACCAGAUCAUCAUCGUGAAAACGAGCAACUACCAGUCUUGGUCCCCUAGCGGGUUGUUGUUAAUUCGAUCCAUAACUUAGGGCUAAAGCAUAUCCACAACAAGGAGGCGGUAAACAAAGGGUACAUUUAAUCGUCUUCAGCGUCACCUGAUUUGCAACGUGAGGGGAAUUUUCGUAUUAUAGCACCACACCCAUCAAAAUAAGAUCUUGCAUGAUCAGCGAUCCUUCUCAUACUACAAUAGCAGAUUGAUUGUGCUAUUUUACCAUUCUCAUGUUCUUGGACCUUGUAUCCUUGCAACUGCACUGCAUGUGUGUUUGAACCGCAGCAACUCUCUGAUUCUGCCAAGAAACCGGUGUCAUGGCAAGGACAAUUCCGCGUGUCUAUACUGAGGCCGAGCGUCUGGAACAACAAAAUCUUCGCCGGGAGAGAAUUAGACAGGAAAUAGCAAAGGAAAAAGUGGCUUACGCAAGAGCCUUGUCGUCAUCCUGGCCGCUCGCAUCUAUCCCGCGAAGCUGGAAAACAGAACCCUACGCAUGGGAGUACGAAAGUCUACAGGGCUCAAUGGCUCCUGUCCCUGAAACAGGCUCAAUUGCGCAUGCUAACUCACCCUGCCAAGAUUCGCAGGAAUCUAGCCACGACAAUCCGACACCGAUAGACUCGCCCAAGUCAACAAGCAUGAUUGAAGCGCUGCCCCUUGAGCUUCUGGAACUAAUUGUUCGAAUUGCUCUGGACCUCGAUGAACAACAGAAACCCACUGGCGCUCCCAAAGUUUGGGAGCCGUAUCCCAUCAAUGAUUCCUCCAAGGGAAAGCUUCCUCCAGGACGAAUGGUCAGCCGGACUGCCUUGCCACUCAUCCUUAGCUGCAGGACACUGCGCACCAUCACCCAUGCAAUCAUACUUUCACAUGUUCAAUUUUGGAGUCCCAACAACCGGCAAACGGAUUGGCUGCUGACGUCUCUAGAUAAAGGGAGUCUACUGUCUAGAUUAAGGCAUGUCGCUAUUAAUCUGGACGGCAACAGUAGUAAUACUUGGGAUGGCAAGGGCCAGACCUAUGGGGAUGAUGAGUGCAGCUAUCAACUCGUGGCAAAUGGAUCGGCACUUUUGGAACGUCUUCCUGAUGACCUAUCCAGUCUCUCUCUCACGACGCAAGAUGACGGGGACUACUCAUCCUACAUUUACUUUGGGAGGAUACAUCCAGCUUUCCAACAAAGUCUGGCGAGGCUCCGCAAUCUCCGCCAUCUUGAGCUGGAUUUCUACAACCAGUGGCUUUCUCUUAACUUGUGGUGCGCGAAACCUCCUGUCUCGAUGACCUUUCUUGCCAAGGACGUGGCCCUUCCACCCCCAAUGUUUCCCAACCUCCGGCACCUUUAUCUGACCGGCUGCUUAAGCGAGAGUGUGACCUCAGAAGACGUCAUAGUCGCGUUUUCUCAACAGCAGCUACCCUCCCUGCAGUCCUUGGUUAUCGACCGUCUGCUCUAUGAGGACGAGGGACCUCCAGUCUUUGUUCCUGAGGUCAUCAAGCAUAUGAACCCUCUGAGGGAAUUUAGUUGGCUGAAUUACGAUUUUGGGAUAGAGAUUCGACGCUCCCUGGGUGAUCCACAUGAUCUUCCCAUGAGGGAACACCUCGAGGCUCUAAAGCGCCAUCAUGGCGUAACACUGGAGCUGUUGACACUGAAUUAUAACGGGGAAUGGGGGAGACCCGAGUAUGAUUUCACAGAGGACUAUCUGAAAGAUUUCAUCAAAGCGAUACCGACCUUGAACAAGGUCUAUAUCGAUAUCCCAGGUAUUGGGGUUAAGAUCACAGUGGGUCCGUCCACAAUAGAUGACUAGGCCUGUGGGAGUUCGGCAAACUCAGUUUUAAACGCCUUGGCCAAAGUCUUUGCAAAUUCCUUCUUAGUGUCUAAUACCUAAAUCGUUCAAGCGGCGAAGCCAUUCGUCCCGGCUCCGCCAUCUAACACGCAACCCCUCCUUAACGAUACUGGGCAGGUGUAGAAUACUGCGGUGCAGUAAUAGGACAUAUUCAUCCACCCAGAUGUUGUAAAUUACUCAACUUGAAAGCAUCGAACCAGCAGCGUGCUAU
Aspergillus caelatus is the source of this 2225-nucleotide messenger RNA. RefSeq lists its product as uncharacterized. The record is from RefSeq and is a predicted model, not a curated record. The coding region runs from base 503 to 1975 and encodes 490 amino acids. The transcript has a single exon. Lineage: Eukaryota; Fungi; Ascomycota; Eurotiomycetes; Eurotiales; Aspergillaceae.